UUCCUCUCCUCAGAUCUCAGGAACCCAGAGCUGGUGUCACCCUUCCGCAGCGACAGUCCGGUGCCCGCAGCCCCCACGCCCAGCAAUGCCGCCAGGGAGCUGGCCACGGACCCCGAGCUGGAGAAGAAGCUGCUGCAGCACCUCUCCGACCUGGGACUGGCUCUGCCCACUGAUGCCCUCUCCAUCUGCCUGGCCAUCUCUACGCCAGAGGCGCCCGUCACCCAGCGCAGCGUGGAGGGCCUUCUACAGAAGUUUGCGGCGCAGGAGUUGAUCGAGGUGCGCCGGGGGCUGUUGCAGGACGAUGAGGAGCAGCCCACGCUGGUCACUUACGCUGACCACUCCAAGCUCUCAGCCAUGAUGGGCGCCGUGGCAGAGCGCAAGGGCCCUGCAGAGCAGGGCAGCACUGGGGGCCAGAAGCGAUGGGCAGAGCAGGAGACUGGGGGUGCUGUUUCUUCCCCCGCCGGCACUGCUCCCUCUGCCUCAGCCGCCUUGGAGCCGGCCAAGGAGCCGGCCAAGAAGUCUCGGAAGCAGGCAUCCGACCUGGACCUGGAGAUUGAGAGCCUGUUGAGCCAACAGUCCACCAAGGAGCAGCAGAGUAAGAAGGUGAGCCAGGAGAUCCUGGAGCUGCUGAACACCACAACGCUCUGGGAAGGGGGGGGUUGGUGGGUUAGAGGGAGAGGUCCAGCUGGGCGAAGGGCAGGGUCGAUAACCCGGACACCUGGGUUCCACGUCCGUGUAUCUUUCCCUUCCCCGCGUCUGCCCAGGCGCAUUAUUAACAAGCACACAGAUGAGUCCCUGGGCGACUGCUCCUUCCUCAACACCUGCUUCCACAUGGACACCUGCAAGUACGUGCACUAUGAGAUCGACGCCUGCGCUGACCUAGCGGCCCCCGGGGGCCACGAGCACAACCCUGGGCAGGAACUGGCGCUGCCCCAGGCAGUGGGCGGGGACCCCAGCAUCGACCGCCUCUUCCCCCCACAGUGGAUCUGCUGUGACAUCCGCUACCUGGACGUCAGCAUCCUGGGGAAGUUCGCAGUGGUCAUGGCCGACCCACCCUGGGACAUCCACAUGGAGCUGCCCUACGGCACCCUGACCGACGACGAAAUGCGGCGCCUCAACAUCCCGGUGCUGCAGGACGAAGGCUUCCUCUUCCUCUGGGUCACUGGUCGGGCCAUGGAGCUGGGCCGCGAGUGCCUCAAUCUCUGGGGGUACGAGCGGGUGGACGAGAUCAUCUGGGUGAAAACCAACCAGCUGCAGCGAAUCAUCCGCACGGGGCGGACAGGGCACUGGCUGAACCAUGGCAAGGAGCACUGCCUGGUGGGGGUCAAGGGGAACCCCCAGGGCUUCAACCGGGGCCUGGACUGCGAUGUCAUCGUGGCUGAGGUCCGCUCCACCAGCCACAAGCCGGACGAGAUCUAUGGUAUGAUCGAGCGCCUCUCCCCUGGCACCCGCAAGAUUGAGCUCUUCGGCCGCCCCCACAACGUGCAGCCCAACUGGAUCACCCUGGGCAACCAGCUGGACGGCAUCCACCUGCUGGACCCGGACGUGGUGGCGCAGUUCAAGCAGCGCUACCCUGACGGCAUCAUCUCCAAGCCCAAGAACAUGUAGGGGAAGGGGGGUAUUUUGUAAUAAAACACGAGAACCGAU
This is a messenger RNA of Pelodiscus sinensis (Chinese soft-shelled turtle), 1647 nucleotides long. The record is from RefSeq and is a predicted model, not a curated record. Lineage: Eukaryota; Metazoa; Chordata; Testudines; Trionychidae.